Budorcas taxicolor (takin) is the source of this 1403-nucleotide messenger RNA. RefSeq names its product nucleoporin 43 (gene NUP43). Gene Ontology annotation, molecular function: protein binding. Bases 105 to 1403 code for a protein of 432 amino acids. The record is from RefSeq and is a predicted model, not a curated record. Gene Ontology annotation, cellular component: nuclear pore outer ring. Lineage: Eukaryota; Metazoa; Chordata; Mammalia; Artiodactyla; Bovidae. The transcript is spliced from 10 exons.
AAGGAAACAAAGCUAUGUAAAGACAUUGAUGCUACUGCGUCAGCAACAAUGCUCAAAUUUUAGUUCUAACCAGACCUUGGCAAAUGUGGUGUCUAUAUUAGAAGAUGGUCCUACAGCACAAGGACGGGCAUGCUCUUGCCCUGGUGCACAAGCACGGGCAUGCUCUUGCACUGGUUCAGAGCCGCCUUGGUGAGGAAGGCCGUCGCAUCUUCUUCGCGUUUGGGGCAGGGUUGUUAGUUCCUGCACUGCGGACGGAGGAGAAUUGGCUCUCUGCAGCCACCGUCCCUCUUAAGAAAAUCAGCAAGACUCGUUGGCGACCAUUACCUCCAGGGAGCCUGCAGACAGCGGAGACUUUCGCCACGGGCUCUUGGGACAAUGAGGAAAAUUAUGUUUCACUGUGGUCUAUUGGAGAUUUUGGAAACUUGGAUUCUGAUGGAGGAUUUGAAGGAGACCAUCAGUUAUUGUGCAGUAUCAAACAUCAUGGUGAUGUAAUGGAUUUACAAUUUUUGGACCAGGAAAGAAUUGUAGCUGCUUCAUCGACAGGAUAUGUGACAAUUUUCCUCCACCAUCCAAAUAACCAGACUCUGUCAGUCAGCCAGCAGUGGACAGCAGCUCACUACCACACGGGUCCAGGCAGUCCUUCCUGUAGCAAUGCACCAUGCACAGGUGUUGUGUGCAACAACCCAGAAAUUGUCACAGUUGGAGAAGAUGGUCGGAUAAAUCUCUUCAGAGCUGAUCACAAGGAAGCUGUAAGAACUAUAGACAAUGCAGAUAGCAGUACACUCCAUGCUGUAACCUUCCUUCGAACUCCUGAGAUUCUUACAGUAAAUUCAAUUGGACAGUUAAAAAUAUGGGAUUUUAGACAACAAGGAAAUGAGCCCACUCAGAUAUUAUCACUGACUGGUGACCGAGUGCCACUCCACUGUGUGGAUCGACAUCCCAACCAGCAGCACGUUGUAGCUACUGGCGGCCAGGAUGGAAUGUUGAGUAUUUGGGAUGUUAGACAAGGUACAAUGCCUGUGUCUCUACUAAAGGCUCAUGAAGCUGAAAUGUGGGAAGUUCACUUUCACCCAUCCAACCCAGAUCAUCUGUUCACUUGUUCUGAAGAUGGAUCUCUCUGGCACUGGGAUGCCUCCACAGACGGACCUGAGAAGUCGUCACUCUUUCACCAAGGAGGAAGAAAUAGUACUUUUUUGUCUCAUACCAUUAGUAACCAAGCUAAUGUUCACCAAUCUCUUAUAAGCUCCUGGCUCAGCACUGAUCCUGCCAAAGAUCGUAUUGAAAUCACAAGCUUGCUUCCUAAUAGGACUUUGUCUGUGAACAGUCUGGAUGUUUUAGGUCCUUGUCUUGUUUGUGGAACGGAUGCAGAAGCAAUUUAUGUUACUAGACAGCUUUUUUCAUGA